Molecule: messenger RNA, 2286 nt
Organism: Glycine soja
Lineage: Eukaryota; Viridiplantae; Streptophyta; Magnoliopsida; Fabales; Fabaceae
Product: 50S ribosomal protein L18, chloroplastic-like
Exons: 2
Coding region: 127-615 (162 amino acids)
Biological process (GO): translation
Cellular component (GO): ribosome
Molecular function (GO): structural constituent of ribosome; 5S rRNA binding
Source: RefSeq, a predicted model, not a curated record
UUUGAAGUAGAAGCCUGAAAAGCGUGAGUGAGGGGUAGUGAUAGAAGGAUAAGGUGAGGUGACGAUAAACCGUGGAAAGUGGAAACGGUGGUGUAGUCUGUGAGUGUCAUUGUGAAGUUGGAGACAAUGUUAGCUUCUUCUCUCUCCUUCCUCCAUUCUUGUUCAUCUUCCUCUUUCUUAUUGUCAAUUUCACUUCCUAAUCCCAAACCCUCUCAUUCCCUACCUUUCGUGCUCGAAGCCAAAGACAGGACCCGUAGGGAAGACAGGUCCGCGCGCCACACUCGCAUCAGAAAGAAGGUCGAAGGGACACCCGAGAGGCCGAGGCUGUCCGUGUUCCGGUCGAACAAGCAUCUCUCUGUGCAGGUGAUAGAUGACACCAAGAUGCACACGCUCGCUUCGAUUUCGACAAUGCAGAAGACGGUUGCUGAAGAGUUCAACUACUCCGCUGGCCCUACACUUGUGAUUUCUUUAUAUAGAUGCUAUUAUGCAGUGUUCAGUUUUUUCUUUGUGUUGGAUGCUGUUAUACUUUUUUAUUGCUGCCUGAUUGGACUCUGUGUUGUGAAUGAUAAUAUUGAACAUAUAUUGCCUGUGUUCAGCAAUGAUAGGGAAACUUAAUUUCCCAUUUCGUGAUUGAAAGACUGUGCUUUCUGAAUAAAAUUAGGGGUCAAUGGUGUUUUUUGUAUAUGUAAAAUUGCGACUUUUUUGUUUCUGCCCCUGAAUUUUCAUCUGCAUUUCCUAAAUUCCUGAGUCUGAAUCUGAGUCUGUUAAGUUACUAGUUAUUGGACAGUUUCUUGAUUAUCUCUGUAACAAGGGGAGGCGGAAUCCUUGUGUUCCGCGGCUAGUAUGGCUUUUAGAAAGAUCACUAUGUAAUUGUGUAGUAACUUAGCAGAGUUAGACUGAGGCAAAAAUUUGAGUAUUUAGAAACAAAAUGGAAGGGCUAAUUGGCGAUUUCAUAGGGAGGAAAAACACCAUUAACCCUAUAAUAAAAUACCAAUUAGUGGAAAAUAAAUUAGUACUUAGAAACUCUAUUCAAAGAGGAAACAAUAUGCACUUCAAAAGGCAUUGUUCGCUGCCCUCACCUUUAGGUAGGGGUGGUGUGGACUCAAAGAGAGAUGCAUUACUACUGAUUUCAUCUCUCUUUCUCUCACACACUCUAUCUGUUUAUGAAUAAACUCAGUAGAAUACCUUUUACUAUUAGCUACCAGAUUUUUUCUUAGAUAUAGAUUUCAAGUUUCACGUUUUAGCAACUGUACCAUUGAAAAAUAUUGAGUGGGGAAUACUGAGGGAAGCCAACAAAUGCAGUGAGAAGGAUGAAUCUUUGGGUUGCUUGAGUAUAAAUAUACACGUGUUUUUGUUGUAAUCAUUUUAAGUCAGCUACAUCAGUUGCUGCAGUUGAAGGCUCUAUUGCUUGACAUGAAAUAGUUACAUCUGAUGAUGAUGUGCUUUCACCAUUCCAAUUUAAUUGUUUUGUUUUUAUUUGAUUCACAACACUAUAUAUAAUUACAGAAGCAAGAAACACUUACAUCUUGAAGUUCAUCUCCACUUACAGUGGUAAUUACUGAUACAUUAUAAGUAAAUUAUAUUUUUAACUGACCAUCAGAGUUCAUAGAUUUUCGUAUUUUUCUCAAAUGUGUUAAUGUAUACAAAAAGCAUGAUGCAAAAUGAGUCAAACCAAAGUGGCUACCUAACAGUGAGCUUUACAAUGUUUUAUUAAAAAAAAUAAUAAUCCUCAAUCUGUCUAAAAAUUCAAUUAUGCUAAUAAUCUUCAAAACAUAAUUGAUAUCUUCACCAAAACAGUUGUACCAUGCAGGUUCUGUUCAUUUUAGUCUUAGAAAUGUCUAAUUCAGUAUCAUAUAAAGAUAUUGUUCUCAAUGGUUAUAAUGCCACUGUCUCCUUUGCUUGAAAAGGUUUUCUUACCAUAUCUUUUUUUUCUCCAUAUACUGGAUGAUGGUCCUGAUCCUUUGCAAUUUUUUUUUGUUUCAGGAAGUAGCAAAGAGGAUGGGUGAGAUCAUUGCGAAGUCCUGUUUAGAGAAGGGGAUCACAAAGGUGGCCUUUGAUCGAGGUGGAUACCCAUACCAUGGCCGUGUUCAAGCACUCGCUGAAGCAGCUCGUGAACAUGGCCUAGAUUUCUAAACUGAGUCUCUCUCCUUUGUAUCUCUUUGUAUUUCAUGUUUAAAUUUAUAACCCGAGGCUUCAACAAUUUUUUUAAAUGACAUUUCCUUAUUUCUAAUGACUUUAUUGUGAUCCAAUUGCUCCUAUUCAUCUAUCAAUUUCUUUUUAGUUCUA